AUGAGGAACUUUUCUUAUCUAAACGAGAAUGUUACUACUUGCAUGUCGACGUUGCCAGGUAUCCCAUCCAAAUUAUUUUUGCGUACAUUGGCGCAGUACGACAAGCUUCGCACGCGAGGUGCUUUCCUUGAACAGUUUCGUAAGGAAGAUGUGUUUCGUGAUGACCCUGCUCUCACAGAAUUUGCCGACAGUCGUCAGGUGGUUCACAGUUUGAUUGAAGAGCACAACGCUGCUACCAAGCCUGAUUAUGUAUACUGGGGUGCUCAUCGUGCAGCUGCUGUGGCAGCCACCCAGGCAGCUGCCGCUUCUGCUGCCGCCGCAACCAAAUGA
Molecule: messenger RNA, 330 nt
Organism: Protopolystoma xenopodis
Lineage: Eukaryota; Metazoa; Platyhelminthes; Monogenea; Polystomatidea; Polystomatidae
Source: the annotation of a GenBank genome assembly